AUGGGAAGUUCCAACACGAGUUUCAGAGAGGAUUUCAUUUUGGUAGGAUUCUCAGAUUGGCCUCAACUGGAACUCAUCCUUUUUGUCUGUAUUUCAAUUUUCUACUCUCUAACUCUCUUUGGCAAUAGUACCAUCAUCAUUAUCUGCCGACUAGACCUUCGCCUCCACACUCCCAUGUACUUCUUUCUUUCCCACCUCUCCUUCCUGGACCUCUGCUAUACCACCAGCACUGUGCCUCAACUUCUGAUAAACCUUCACGGACUUGACCGGAGCAUCACCUAUGGAGGGUGUAUGGCCCAGCUCUUCGUAUCUCUUGGCCUCAGCUGUACUGAGUGUGUGCUCUUGGUGGUGAUGGCCUUUGACCGCUAUGCUGCUGUGUGUCGUCCACUCCAAUAUACAACCAUUAUGCAUCCCCAUUUAUGCCAGAUAAUGGGUAUUGCCUCCUGGGUGGGAGGCUUCAUGAACUCUCUGAUUCAGACAAGCCUCAUGAUGGCUGUGCCACUCUGUGGCAUAAGCCAACUGAACCACUUUUUCUGUGAGAUGCCUGUACUGCUGAAGCUGGCUUGUGUAGACACAGAAGGAAUACAAUCCAAGAUGUUUGUGGCUCGAGCCAUAAUCUUGAUUGUCCCUGUAGCACUAAUUCUAGGCUCCUAUGUACACAUUUUUCAGGCAGUGCUGAAGGUCAAGUCAAUGGCUGGACGCAGAAAGGUUUUUGGGACUUGUGGGUCCCACCUCUUGAUUGUUGUCCUUUUUUAUGGAUCAGCCAUCUACACAUACCUCCAGCCCAUUCAAAGUUAUUCUGAGAGUGAAGGGAAGUUUGUUGCUCUUUUCUAUACUAUAAUUACUCCCAUGUUUAAUCCUCUGAUAUAUACCCUGAGGAACAAGGAUGUGAAGGGAGCUCUAUGGAAGGUACUAAGGAGAGGAAGAACAUGA
This is a messenger RNA of Oryctolagus cuniculus (rabbit), 933 nucleotides long. The record is from RefSeq and is a predicted model, not a curated record. NCBI's taxonomy places the organism in Eukaryota, Metazoa, Chordata, Mammalia, Lagomorpha, Leporidae.